Microsporum canis CBS 113480 is the source of this 2151-nucleotide messenger RNA. Its product is annotated as thimet oligopeptidase. The transcript is spliced from 3 exons. Gene Ontology annotation, molecular function: metalloendopeptidase activity. Gene Ontology annotation, biological process: proteolysis; peptide metabolic process. Bases 1 to 2151 code for a protein of 716 amino acids. NCBI's taxonomy places the organism in Eukaryota, Fungi, Ascomycota, Eurotiomycetes, Onygenales, Arthrodermataceae. The record is from RefSeq and is a predicted model, not a curated record. Gene Ontology annotation, cellular component: mitochondrial intermembrane space.
AUGGCACCCUCAGCACUUCGGACGCCUCCUCAGGCCCCGCCGCUCUUCACAGGCACCCCCACCUCCGUCGUGGCAGAUACAAAGCGCCUGAUCGAGCUCUCGCGUGCGGUGCAGGAUGGCGUUGCCAACAACGUCACUGCAGAGACCGCCACCUUCGACAGGGUCAUUCUCCCUCUAGCCCGCGAUGAGAACACGAUGGCUCUCGAGUCACAUAUCCUGGGCUUCUACCAGUCUGUUUCGACGGACAGUAAGCUGCGUGAUGCAUCCACAGAGGCAGAGCGUCUCAUGAACGAUUUCGGCAUCGAGUCCGCCAUGCGUGAAGACUUGUAUAGACUUGUCGAUGCCGCCGUGAAGAAGGGCGAGAAGCUCGACCCAGAGUCGCAGAAGCUGCUUGAGAAGGAGCAUAAGGACUACCUCCGUAACGGGCUCGGCUUGCCCGUCGGACCCCAACGGGAUAGGUUCAAGGAAAUCAAGAAGCGGUUGAGCGAGAUCAGCAUCGAGUUCCAGAAGAACCUCAACGAGGAGAAUGGUGGUCUGUGGUUCACCAGGGAGCAACUUGCCGGUGUUCCUGAGGACGUGUUGUCCGGGCUGAAGAAGGGUGAGGGCGAGAACGAGGGCAAGUUACGUCUUACCUUCAAGUAUCCUGAUCUCUUCCCGACGCUGAAAUACGCUAUCAAUCCCGAGACCAGGAAGACUGUCAUGAUUGCCAACGAGAACAAAUGUAACCAGAACAUCCCCCUGUUCAAGGAGACGUUGCUCCUCCGUGACGAAGCUGCCAGACUCCUUGGAUAUCCUAACCACGCCGCCUUCAGGCUGGAGGAUAAGAUGGCCAAGAACCCCAAGACGGUGGAUGACUUCUUGGGUGAUCUACGUUCUAGGCUGACGGAUGGUGGUAAGGAGGAGAUCAAGACACUCAAGGGUAUGAAGAAGAAGGACCUCGAGACUCAGAGCAAGGAGUUCGAUGGAUAUUACUUCCUCUGGGACCAUAGAUUCUACGACCGCAUGAUGCUGGAGAAGGAUUACUCUCUCGACCACCAGCUUAUUGCCGAGUAUUUCCCGCUUCAGACCACCAUCCGCGGCAUGUUGGAGAUCUUUGAGCAGAUCUUCGGCCUUGUUUUUGUCGAGAUCACGGGCGAGGAGAGAGCUAAGAUCUCUUCCUCUGGCAAGGCGGAGGAUAUCGUCUGGCACGAGGACGUCCAGGUGUUUAGCGUCUGGAAUGACGAAGGUGAGGGAAGUGGGUUUGUCGGAUAUCUAUACCUUGACCUGUUCCCGCGUGAGGGAAAGUAUGGCCAUGCUGCCAACUUCAACUUGCAGCCGGGCUUCAUUAAAGAAGAUGGAUCUCGCCGCUACCCUGCCACCGCACUGGUCUGCAACUUCUCCAAGCCGACUGAGAAGAAGCCGAGUCUCCUCAAGCAUGACGAAGUCGUCACCCUCUUCCACGAACUUGGCCAUGGAAUCCAUGAUCUCGUCUCCAAGACCAUAUACUCUCGUUUCCACGGUACCAACACUGUCCGUGAUUUCGUAGAGGCUCCCAGCCAGAUGCUUGAGAACUGGUGCUGGACUCCUUCUCAACUCAAAUCCCUUAGCAAGCACUACUCCACCAUUUCACCAGAAUACUUCAAGGCCUGGAAAGAACAUGCUGGUGACAAGCCUGCCCCGGCCGCCGAGAUUCCAGACGAAUUGAUCCAGAACCUCAUCAAGACAAAGCACGUCAACGCCGCGCUGUUCAACUUGCGACAGCUCCACUUUGGCAUCUUCGACAUGACUGUCCACGAGCCCAAGGAUCACGACACAAUUAAAAACAUGAACAUCUCAGAGAUUUAUAACAAGCUUCGAAAGGAGAUUGCUUCUCUGGAUGGACCUGAGGUUCUUGGCCAAGGAUACGACUGGGGCCACGGAGAAGCAACCUUUGGUCAUCUCAUGGGUGGUUAUGAUGCUGGUUACUAUGGUUAUCUAAGCUCCCAAGUCUACUCCACCGACAUGUUUUACACUGUCUUCAAAGAGGACCCCAUGAACAAGAAAGAAGGGCGCCGCUACCGUUAUUCUGUUCUUGAAAAGGGUGGCAGCCAAGACGAGAUGACUACGCUCAAGGAGUUCCUCGGUCGUGAACCAAAGCCAGAUGCCUUCUACAAGGAACUUGGACUUGCGUAG